AUGGCCUCACCCGCGCUUCCUAUGCCAGAGCUUCUGGACCUCACCGUCGACAACAUCACACCCAACACCAUCCUCGUCAACUCCCAGUGCGCCAACGCGCGCCUGCGAUACCUCAUGCAGCGGCUCGUCACGCACCUGCACGACUUCGCGCGCGAGACGCGCCUCAGCACCUCCGAGUGGACCGCCGCCGUCGCCUUCCUCACCGCCACCGGCCAAGCCUGCACCGAGCUGCGCCAGGAGUUCGUGCUGCUGUCCGACGUGCUCGGGCUGUCGCUGCUCGUCGACGCCGUGAACCACCCGAAGCCCGCGCCGUGCACCGAGGGUUCCGUGCUGGGCCCGUUCCACACGCACGACGCGCCGGUCGUCGCCGCGGGCGGGAGCAUCUCGGCGGACCCGGCGGGGGAGCCGCUGCUGGUGCUGUGCACGGUGAGGGAUCGUGAGGGCAGGUCGCUGGCGGACGUCAAGGUGGAUGUCUGGGAGACAGACGCGUCGGGCAGGUACGACGUCCAGCACGAGGACCGUGGGGCGCCGAGCGAGCGCGCGGUGCUGCGGAGUGGCGAGGACGGCAGGUUUUGGUUCACGGGCAUCACGCCGGUGAGCUACCCGAUCCCGACGGACGGACCGGUGGGAAAGCUACUGCAGAAGCUGGGAAGGCACCCGUGGCGGCCGGCGCACAUGCACUUUAUGCUGGAAAAGCCGGGCUGGGAUCACCUCAUCACCGCUGUAUAUGUUCGUGGCGAUCCGUAUGAAACGUCGGAUGCAGUAUUCGGUGUUAAGAAGAGCCUCAUUGUGGACUUGGAGCCUAUUGACGAGGCCACGGCGGCGCAGUACGGUGUCAAGUGUGAAGGCAAAGUGCUGAGGCAGGACUUUGUGCUCGCAAGCGAAAAGGAGACAGCUGAGCUGCGUGACAAGAAUGCCAUCGAAGCCUUGAAGCGCCUUGGGUUGAACAUGAAGCUCGUCGAUCAUCUUCCUGUACCUGACCUAGAUUGA
Molecule: messenger RNA, 990 nt
Organism: Cordyceps fumosorosea ARSEF 2679
Lineage: Eukaryota; Fungi; Ascomycota; Sordariomycetes; Hypocreales; Cordycipitaceae
Product: Intradiol ring-cleavage dioxygenase, core
Exons: 2
Coding region: 1-990 (329 amino acids)
Biological process (GO): catechol-containing compound metabolic process
Molecular function (GO): catechol 1,2-dioxygenase activity; ferric iron binding
Source: RefSeq, a predicted model, not a curated record